AAUCCACACCAAAAUAUCUCUCUCUCUCUCACUACCACCGCUACCAAAUCAAGCCAAAAUCAUCCCACAAUGGCCGCUACAUUGUCCUCCUUCCGCCUCCCCACCGUCGCCACCACCGCCAUCCCCCACCCACCGAAGCCCGAUCCGAACCGCAGAUCCAACAAUUGGUGGGCGCCCAUCCUCGGCUGGUCCGCCGAGCCCGACUACAUUACCAACCAAAACUCCGAUCCCGCUGCCGAAUCGAGGCGGAUCUCGGCCGACAAGAUCCUCUUCCGCGGCUGCUUCACGGAGCAGAAGGCGAAGGAGCUGCGGAAGAAGACGAUCGAGACGACGACGUUUCACGACAUUAUGUACCAUUCCGCCAUCGCCUCCCGCCUCGCCUCCGAUCUGUCCGGCCGCGCCGAGGAUCGUUGAAUCGGAGCGUAAGAAUCAAUCUGCCGACUCGCCUAUCUCUGCUUUUUUUUAAAAAUUUGUUGAAUAACAAAUUGUAAUAAUCUAGGGUUUUCAUUUCUAUGUACGCGCUUAUUCGGUGCUUGUUUUAAUUGGUACCGUUUGAUGCUUGGAUCAUGGGGGAAUUUUUAAUCCCGUGCUGUGAAAUUUAGGUUUAAUGGUGAUGGAUCUUUUUGAGUUUAUUUGUCA
Salvia hispanica is the source of this 639-nucleotide messenger RNA. RefSeq lists its product as uncharacterized. NCBI's taxonomy places the organism in Eukaryota, Viridiplantae, Streptophyta, Magnoliopsida, Lamiales, Lamiaceae. The record is from RefSeq and is a predicted model, not a curated record.